This is a messenger RNA of Nematolebias whitei (Rio pearlfish), 1323 nucleotides long. Its product is annotated as zinc finger protein 234-like. The transcript has a single exon. Gene Ontology annotation, biological process: negative regulation of transcription by RNA polymerase II. NCBI's taxonomy places the organism in Eukaryota, Metazoa, Chordata, Actinopteri, Cyprinodontiformes, Rivulidae. Gene Ontology annotation, molecular function: DNA-binding transcription repressor activity, RNA polymerase II-specific. The record is from RefSeq and is a predicted model, not a curated record. The coding region runs from base 1 to 1323 and encodes 440 amino acids.
AUGAAGCACAUGAACGCCCACAGAGAACGGUGGCCGUUCACCUGCGACCAGUGCCCACGAAGAUUCAGGAGCGCAGAAACCUUCGAGUUCCACGUGCUGCGACACGAAGAGAAGAAAUACACGUCCUUCCAGUGCCAGCUCUGCGAGAAGACUUUCAAAACCAAAACGUGCCUGAAGACUCACCAGCUCGUGCACACGGACACGCGGCCGUUCAGCUGCUCCGCCUGCGGGAAGGCCUUCAAAACCAAACGCCACCUGCAGGCUCACCACGUCGUGCACCUGGUGGAGAAGCCGCACAACUGCGCCGAGUGCGGGGAGAGUUUCCGUCACGCCAUCAGCCUGCAGUGCCACCGGAGCGUCCACACCGGAGAGCAUCCAUACGGAUGUUUGGUGUGCGGGAAAACCUUCACAGGGAGGCGAUCGCUGCGAACGCACCAGGCUGUCCACAGAGGGAAACGGUUUUCCUGCGAGACGUGUGGAGCCGGCUUCACCCUCCGGCAGAACCUAAGGAGGCACAUCCGCAUCCACACCGGGGAAACACCGUUCGGCUGUAAGGUCUGCGGGAAGAGCUUCAUGCAGGACAACAAGCUGAAGGCUCACAUGCUUCUUCACGGAGCUACGAAGGCGUUCAUGUGCGAUCUCUGCGGAAAGACUUUUCUGUACAACUGCCAGCUGAAGAAACACCAGAAAGUAACUCAUGACGAGAAGCGGGGCUUCAGGAAGCGAACUGGAGAGCGAGGCGACCGCAGAGUUAUCUACCGACGGGACAAAACAACCGUCGACGUGACGCCGCUCAGCUGCGGCCACUGCCACAAAGGCUUUGACUCGGCAGCUUCACUGAGGAGACACGAGUUGAUCCACAGAGGUGACACGAAGCACACCUGCAGCCAGUGCGGCAGGUCCUUUUUCUACAAAGCCACCUACGAAUACCACCUCCGGGUCCAUUCGGGAGAACGGCCGUUCGCCUGUGACGUCUGCGGAGAAAGAUUUAUCAUCCGUCAGGCGCUCGUGUCCCACAGACUGCAGCACUCAGGAGAAAAACCGCACAGGUGUGAGCAGUGCGGAAAGGCCUUCAGGCUCUACACAAACUACCUGCGGCACCGGCGGAUCCACACGGGGGAGAAGCCGUACGAGUGCGAGGUCUGUGGCGUUUGCUUCCGGCAGCUCGGACACGUUAAGUUUCACAUGCAGAUCCACACGGGGGAAAGGCCGCACUCCUGCAGCAGCUGCGGACUCGGGUUCUCCGACUCCAGGCUGCUCAGGAGGCAUAAGUGUAGCGAGAAAUAUGACAAAACGCUGCCGAACGCGCUCGAAGAGUCCUGA